AUGGAGGACGAUUUCUUUUUCAUGAACACACCUAACACAUCUCAAUCAUCAUCACCUUUCCCAACUUUCGGUGCAAGUUACAUUCGUAAUUGGCAGGUGGAAGGAGCAUGUGCUCAACUAAAUUUAACAAAAAUUCAAUUUAACGAAUUCAAAGAACAUGCCGAUGAUUGUAUUAAACCUCCAAAUAGCACAAUCGGUAAAUGCGCACCCCCUAAAUUUCGGUAUAGAUAUCUAAAAGAAAGUAUCGUUUUAUAUCUUUUAUAUAAUGGGCAACUUUUUAUACCGUUGGAAGCUUUAAGUGGCAUUCAAAAAGUAAAAAGCAGGGAAAUAAAAUUGAUAUUGAAAGAAGGCGAAAAAGGUUUAAUCGAAUAUAAGUUGAAUAACAGUUAUAGUAAUGGUAAGAAACUUGUGAUUAAAGAGAAUUUACGAGAAGCGCAAUUUAUCUUUUUGAGGUUUCAUAAAGAUGUCUCCACAAAAGAGAUUGAUAUAGUAGGUUUACAUAUUGAUUAUCUUAUUAACAAAAAAACCAACUCGAGAAUUCCGGAAGGCGAAAUCGUACCACGUUCAAGUUGGGGAAGCAGUUGGGGAUUAAUCCAUAAUGACAUGAAUGAAAGCUUUAUCAAAUCCAAUAAUGAAAUGGUAAUCAAAUUUCAUAUUAAUGACGAAAUUCGAAUUUUUCUUUUUGAUGGACAUUCUCAAUAUCAAGAAAUCAAAGAAUAUAUUGAAAAGGUUUUCUGUUUGGCAACCAUCCAGAAAUUGAAAUAUAAAGAUGAUGAUGGUGAGUUUAUUAUAAUGUCUAGUCAAGAAGAAUUUAACACAGCUUUUACUUUGUAUUCAAAGAGUAAUAAGUUAGAAAUUUGGUAUGCAAAUUAA
Funneliformis mosseae is the source of this 873-nucleotide messenger RNA. NCBI's taxonomy places the organism in Eukaryota, Fungi, Glomeromycota, Glomeromycetes, Glomerales, Glomeraceae. The record is from the annotation of a GenBank genome assembly.